Belonocnema kinseyi is the source of this 1361-nucleotide messenger RNA. Its product is annotated as EARP-interacting protein homolog. Gene Ontology annotation, molecular function: protein binding. The coding region runs from base 98 to 1228 and encodes 376 amino acids. The transcript is spliced from 6 exons. Gene Ontology annotation, biological process: protein ubiquitination. NCBI's taxonomy places the organism in Eukaryota, Metazoa, Arthropoda, Insecta, Hymenoptera, Cynipidae. The record is from RefSeq and is a predicted model, not a curated record.
AAUGUAUGUGUACAUUAUCGUGCGUGGGUGCACAGUGUAGCCAGCUGUGAGCUGUCAAUUUUUUUAAAUAACUGCUUUCUACAGAAAGUGUUGCAAAAUGGAAAACGAUAAUCCUGUUAUUUAUGGCCUUGAAUUUCAGGCCAGGGCUCUUUCGGCACAAACUGCAGAGACGGACGUUGUUCGAUUUUUAGUAGGAACUCAAUCUUUAACUUUCAGUAAUAAUCAGGUGCACUUAGUAGAACUUAAUGAAGAAACUGGAAGUUUAAAAACUCAAUUUUAUCAACAUCCAAUUGGCGAAAUAUGGUCUUUGCAAGCCUCUUCGAUGGAUCCUGACAAAUUUAUUACGUGUUACAACACUUUGAAUGAUGAGGGAGUUUGUCAAAUGAAAGGGGCACUUUGGAAGCUGCCAAUGAUAGGAGAAUCGACAAAUGAGAUUCUAAAACUCGAAAAGUUGUCUGAUAUCGACACAACGCCUUAUGGGAACGAUUUAAAAAUAAUUGCCUAUCAUCCUAGCGAUGGGACAAAAGCUGUGUCUGUUGUGGAUAAUAAUUUUAUUCUUUGGGACUUGAGAAAUGAUAAUCCGCAGGUUGUUACUGUUGGUACCUUAUCAGGAAAAGGUCAACCAAGGUUUACAACUGGAAAAUGGAAUCCACACAACGGAUGUAAUCAAUUCGUAACACUGAAUGAGAACAACGUACGAGGUUGGGACCUACGAAAUCCAUCUGAAUCUUCCUGGAGCAUUCCUAAUGCCCAUUCGCAAAUCGUCAGGGAUUUGGAUUUCAACGCUAAUCGACAAUAUUUUCUAUCCACGUGUGGAGACGAUGGAUAUCUGAAAUUUUGGGAUAUUAGAAUGACCAUCGAGCCUGUAUUAUCACGAAUUGAGCAUUCGCACUGGGUCUGGAACGUGCGAAUCAAUCGGUUCCACGAUCAACUCGUACUAACUUCGAGCAGCGAUUCCCGCGUAAUUCUAUGUAGUAUUGCUUCCAUUUCUUCGGAGCCUUUUGGACACGUUGUUCCUACCGACGAAGAAUCAAUCCAAGCUGUAGAAUCAUCGACCAAAGAAAAAUUGGAAGACGGAGUUGUUGGUAGAUUUGAGGAACACGAAGACAGUGUUUAUGCAGUCGAAUGGUCUUCCGCAGAUCCUUGGACCUUUGCAUCUUUAAGUUAUGACGGCCGAUUAGUUCUUAAUAAAGUGCCACGUAAAUAUAAGUAUCAAAUACUUUUAUAAAUAGCCAUUUUGAAUCUCAUGUUUAUAUAUUGUACAUAAUUAAAUCAAUUUAAUUGUAAGACGCAGUUACUCUUCUAUACGGCUACGCAAACUCUGGAAGAAUAAGUACAAAUAAUUAAUUUAGCAAAUUAAA